AGUCCGUUCUUGGGGACUCUCAGAAGCGCAUGCUCGCGACUCGCGCGUGCAUAAACCUCGAGCACCGGCGUGCGCGCGGCCGGCGUUCCGAGGCGGUUGGUAUCCGGGAGCUGGUAAAGCGCGACUCGAGGCAAUUAUUUCCAGUCAGAGAAGGAAACCAGUCCCUGGCAUUCUCACCACCUUUCUGCCUGCCAUGAUCAAGUGCUUGUCAGUUGAAGUACAAGCCAAAUUGCGUUCUGGUUUGUCUGUGUGCUCUUUAGGCCAGUGUGUUGAGGAACUUGUCCUCAAUAGUAUUGAUGCUGAAGCAAAAUGUGUGGCUGUCAGGGUGAAUAUGGAAACCUUCCAAGUUCAAGUGAUAGACAAUGGAUUCGGGAUGGGAAGUGAUGAUGUAGACAAGGUGGGAAAUCGUUAUUUCACUAGUAAAUGCAACUCUGUACAAGACUUGGAGAACCCAAGGUUUUAUGGUUUCCGCGGGGAGGCCUUGGCAAGUAUAGCUAACAUGGCCAGUGCUGUGGAAAUUUCAUCCAAGAAAAACAGGACAAUGAAAACUUUUGUGAAACUCUUUCAGAACGGAAAUGCCCUGAAAGCUUGUGAAGCUGACUCGAGUAGACCAAGUGCCGGGACAACAGUUACAGUGUAUAACCUAUUUUAUCAGUUACCUGUAAGGAGGAAAUGCAUGGACCCUAGACUGGAGUUUGAGAAGGUCAGGCAAAGGAUAGAAGCUCUCUCACUCAUGCACCCUUCCAUUUCUUUCUCUUUGAGAAACGAUGUUUCCGGUUCCAUGGUUCUUCAACUUCCUAAAACCAAAGACAUAUGUUCCCGAUUUUGUCAAAUGUAUGGAUUGGGUAAGUCCCAAAAAUUGAGAGAAAUAAAUUUUAAGUAUAAGGUGUUUGAGCUUAGUGGUUUUAUCAGCUCUGAAGCACAUUACAAUAAGAAUAUGCAAUUUUUGUUCGUGAACAAAAGACUAAUUUUAAGGACAAAGUUGCAUAAACUCAUUGAUUUUUUAUUAAGGAAAGAAAGUAUUAUAUGCAAGCCAAAGAGUGGCUCUGCCAAUAGGCAGAUGAACUCAAGUCCUCGGCAUCGGUCUAACCCAGAACUCUAUGGGAUAUAUGUAAUCAAUAUGCAGUGCCAAUUCUGUGAGUAUGAUGUGUGCAUGGAGCCAGCAAAGACUCUGAUUGAGUUUCAGAACUGGGAUACUCUCUUUGUUUGCAUUCAGGAAGGAGUGAAAAUGUUUUUAAAGAAAGAAAAAUUAUUUGUGGAAUUAUCAGGUGAGGACAUUAAAGAAUUUAGUGAAGAUAAUGAUUUUAAUUUAUUUAAUGCUGCUCUUCAGAACCAUGUGUCCUCUGACAGGAAGGGUGACCAGGUCAGUUUCCAGGAAGCAUGUAACAAUAUUUUGGAUUCCUAUGAAAUGUUUAAUUUGCAAUCAAAAGCUGUAAAAAGAAAAGCUACCAUAAGAAAUGUAAACACACAAAAUUCUAGAGAUUCAGAAGCUAUCAGACCAAAGACAAGUGAUUCAUUUUUGUACAUUGAUGAAUCAGAUGGCCCAAGCCAUAGUAAAAUGAUAGAGUUGUCUUUACAAAACAAAGAUAACUCUUGCUCAGAAUCAAGGACCUUAGAAAAAGAGACAGCUGAGACAUCAGAAUCCAGAGAAAAUGAAAAACAUAAAAAAUCUCUCUUGGAACUUACCUCUUCAGAAAAUCCAUGUGGAGCCAGUUCAGAAAUGUUUGCAAGCCCUUUUCAAACAUCGUAUCAUUUUGAGGAGAGUGAGGAUCUAGAAAUAACAAUAAGUACUACUGGUAAUGGCAUGCCUGCCAACAUCCUGAAAAAUAAUAGAAUUCAGAACCAAUUCAAGAGAUGUAAAGGUGCUUAUGGAAUGGGAUGCCAACCUCUGCCUUUUGAGACACCACUGAGAGUACAUGGUGCUCAUGAAGAGGCAGAGGGAAAAAAAAAAGAACCUAGUGAUUGUGGAAGAACAAACAUUUUUAGUUAUGGGCAAGUUAAAUUACGUUCCACUGGCUUUAUAACUCAUGUGGUACAAAACGAGCAAACUAUGUCAACUGAAAGAGAAUACUUAUUUAAAAAUUGUGUUCAUCCUGGGCCUGUGAGUACCAAAGAAACAUUUGGAAAUAGAAGACCCCAUUCAGUUGAGACUUCAGAGGUCAAAGAUUUAACCAGUACUUUAAGUAAAGAAUUUGUUCAACUACCUAACAAAAAAUUGUGCAGAACAAAUGUAAGUUAUGGGCUAGGGAACAAACCUCUAGCAACUUAUAAAAAUGUUGAUAUUUUUCAGAAAGGUAGUAUAAAAUCACACACAAGUUGCUUAUUACCCAACACAUCCUUUUCUUUCCCUUGGUGUAAAUAUGUUGCCGAUGGUAGUAAGAAAACAGAUGAGUGGAUUGGUUCCUUCAAACCCAUAACCCAUAAGAAGCUAAGCUUACGUUCACAACUAGGAUCCUUAGAGAAGUUUAAAAGACAAUAUGGAAAGAUAAAAAGUCCUCUGAAUACUGAAGUAGAGGAAGGUAAUUUUGAAAUCUCUACCAAUCUCAGUCCUCAAAUUGAACCUGACAUCCCAUGGAAAGACAAGAACCAUGUAGACACCUCUGAUGUUUGUAAUAUCACGACUAUGAAGCAUAAUGAUUCAAAUAGUAGGUGUCAGUCAGUCAGUCACAUCCUCUACUCGAAGUUCCCAUUCUCCGAGGAAGAAGACUGUUUGGAACAACAGAUGCCUUUUUUAAGAGAAAGUCCUAUAAAGGAGCUAACUCAUUUUAACAGAAACCCUUUGGAUGUUGAGCUGUCAUCUGAAUCUCUAGCCUCUAAAUUAUCCAGGAUGAAAGACUCCAAAACAGACUGUCAAACAAUGGAAAUGAUGAGUCAUCUUAAUGAAUGUCCACACUCAGAUUCCGGUAGGAAAGACAGUGACUUGUGCCGUCCGUUAAUCCUAGAAUCUUGUGAGUUAUUUAAAAAUGAGCAUAAAAAAACAGAGAGUGGCGUCAUUCCAAUCUUGGAUCAUGUCACAGAGGAUAAUUCCUUCAAUAAAAAUAGUGAGACAUACUCUAAUGACAACACAACAGAGAACCCUGUGAUACCAGAAACUCCUUUGGCAUUAUCCUAUAAUAAUUCUAAAGCUAUCACUAAAAAUUCAGAUGUUCUUAUAGCCUCAGAACGACAGAUAGAAAGUCCUAAUUCUCCCAGUGGAAUGCUAACGAGUCAUGUAGAAGAUUCUGCAGCCCACCAAAGUGGAUCUUGUUUUCAGAGUGAGGAAUCAACAGCGAGAACUUGUUCUGAAAAUGAAGAGUCUUCUCUGGUUUGGCAGCAGCAUUUUGAUGUGGCCCUGGGAAAAAUGGUUUACAUCAACAAAAUAACUGGACUUAGCACAUUCAUUUCUCCUACUGGGGACACUCGGGCUGCUUGUACUAAAGACCUGACAACAGUAGCUGUGGAUGUUAUACUUGAGAAUGGAUCUCAGUACAGGUGCCAUCCUUUUAGGAGCGACCUUGUUCUUCCUUUCCUUCCUAGAGCUCGGGAAGAGAGGACUGUGAUGAGACAGAAUAACAGAGAUACUGUGGAUGAUGCUGCUGGUAGCAAAUCGCUUCAGUCUUUGUUCUCAGAAUGGGACAAUCCAGUAUUUGCCCGUUAUCCAGAGGUUGCUGUUGAUGUAAGCAGUGGCCAGGCCGAGAGCCUAGCAGUUAAAAUUCACAACAUCUUGUAUCCUUAUCGUUUCACCAAAGAAAUGAUUCAUUCAGUGCAGUGUUUUACUGCUUAUUUGAAUGUAUGGCAGGUUCUCCAGCAAGUGGAUAACAAGUUUAUUGCCUGUUUAAUGACUACCAAGACUGAAAAGAAUGGUGAGGCAGGUGGUAACCUGCUAGUCCUGGUAGAUCAGCAUGCUGCCCAUGAGCGUAUCCGUUUGGAGCAGCUUAUUAUUGAGUCCUAUGAGAAGCAACAGCCACAAGGCUCUGGCCGGAAAAAAUUACUGUCUUCCACUGUAAGUCCUCCGCUAGAGGUAACAGUGACAGAGGAACAAAGGAGACUUUUAUGGUGUUACCACAAAAAUCUGGAAGAUUUGGGCCUUGAAAUUAUAUUUCCAGACACUAGUGAUUCUCUGGUCCUUGUAGGAAAAGUACCACUCUGUUUUGUAGAAAGAGAAGCCAAUGAACUUCGAAGAGGAAGAUCUACUGUAACCAAGAGUAUUGUGGAGGAAUUUAUUCGAGAACAAGUGGAGCUACUGCAGACCACAGGAGGCAUCCAAGGGACUUUGCCACUGACUGUCCAGAAGGUGUUGGCGUCCCAAGCCUGCCAUGGGGCCAUUAAGUUUAAUGAUGGCCUGAGCCCAGAGGAGAGCUAUCGCCUUAUUGAAGCUCUGUCCCGGUGCCAGCUGCCAUUCCAGUGUGCUCACGGGAGGCCUUCCAUGCUGCCGUUAGCUGACAUAGACCACUUGGAGCAGGAAAAACAGAUGAAACCCAAUCUUGCUAAACUUCACAAAAUGGCUCAGGCCUGGCGUCUCUUUGGAAAAGCAGAAGGAUGUGAUACUAGGCAAAGCCUGCAGGCAUCUCUGCCUACUUGUGAGCCACCAUGAGAACAGAAUUAUUGCUCUAUAAGGAACCAUAAUGAUGCUAACUGCUCACCUCUGGGCAGAGAGCACCAGCAGUUGACUGACUCAGCACCAUGGGUCCAAGCAACAUGUCAAUUUUCCCUGAGCAGACAAUUCCUCUAGUUGGGUAACCAGAUGGAAUUCAAGCCUGAAGACAUUUCAUUCAUUUUCAUCCAUGGUCCCAGGAGGUUGCCCUAUAAUAUCUACUUUUUCUAACUUAUUUAGGGAUAAAAUUUAAUGAUGAAUUGUC
Manis javanica (Malayan pangolin) is the source of this 4838-nucleotide messenger RNA. It is a transcript of the gene MLH3, whose product is annotated as mutL homolog 3. Gene Ontology annotation, cellular component: mismatch repair complex. Gene Ontology annotation, biological process: mismatch repair. Gene Ontology annotation, molecular function: ATP hydrolysis activity; ATP binding; ATP-dependent DNA damage sensor activity. Lineage: Eukaryota; Metazoa; Chordata; Mammalia; Pholidota; Manidae. The record is from RefSeq and is a predicted model, not a curated record.